Molecule: messenger RNA, 4060 nt
Organism: Prionailurus viverrinus (fishing cat)
Lineage: Eukaryota; Metazoa; Chordata; Mammalia; Carnivora; Felidae
Gene: GPD1L
Product: glycerol-3-phosphate dehydrogenase 1 like
Exons: 8
Coding region: 190-1245 (351 amino acids)
Biological process (GO): carbohydrate metabolic process; glycerol-3-phosphate catabolic process
Cellular component (GO): cytosol; glycerol-3-phosphate dehydrogenase (FAD) complex
Molecular function (GO): NAD binding; glycerol-3-phosphate dehydrogenase [NAD(P)+] activity; protein homodimerization activity
Source: RefSeq, a predicted model, not a curated record
GGCUGGGCGGGCCCUCCCAGGCUGUCAGCUGUGGCCCGGGGCGCCCGGGCGGCGGUGGUCGCGGCCAUUGGCGGAGAGGCGGGAGGGGCGGGGCCCUCGCGAGCCGCUGUGGGCAAAGCCGUGGGCGCGGAGGCAGGCGGGCGGCCGGCUGGGGAGGCACGGGCCGGGCUGCUGCGUUCCAGCCUGGCGAUGGCAGCGGCUCCCCUGAAAGUGUGCAUCGUGGGCUCGGGGAACUGGGGUUCAGCUGUUGCAAAAAUAAUUGGUAAUAAUGUCAAGAAACUUAAGAAGUUUGCCUCCACAGUCAAGAUGUGGGUCUUUGAAGAAACCGUUAAUGGGAGAAAACUGACAGACAUUAUAAAUAAUGACCAUGAAAAUGUGAAAUAUCUCCCAGGACACAAGCUGCCAGAAAAUGUGAUUGCUGUCCCAAACCUCAGCGAGGCCGUGCAGGAUGCAGACCUGCUGGUGUUUGUCAUUCCCCACCAGUUCAUUCACAGAAUCUGUGAUGAGAUCACCGGGAGAGUGCCCAAGAAAGCCCUGGGAAUCACCCUCAUCAAGGGCAUAGACGAAGGUCCUGAGGGGCUGAAGCUCAUCUCCGACAUCAUCCGGGAGAAGAUGGGCAUUGACGUCAGCGUGCUCAUGGGAGCCAACAUUGCCAGCGAGGUGGCUGCAGAGAAGUUCUGUGAGACCACCAUCGGCAGCAAGAUAAUGGAGAAUGGCCUUCUCUUCAAAGAACUUCUGCAGACUCCGAAUUUUCGAAUUACUGUGGUUGAUGAUGCAGACACCGUCGAACUUUGUGGUGCUCUGAAGAACAUCGUAGCUGUGGGCGCCGGGUUCUGCGAUGGCCUCCACAGCGGAGACAACACCAAAGCUGCCGUCAUCCGCCUGGGGCUCAUGGAGAUGAUCGCUUUCGCCAAGAUCUUCUGCAAGGGCCAGGUGUCCACGGCCACCUUCCUGGAGAGCUGCGGCGUGGCCGACCUGAUCACCACCUGCUACGGAGGCCGGAACCGCAGGGUGGCCGAGGCAUUUGCCAGAACCGGGAAGACCAUUGAAGAAUUGGAGAAAGACAUGCUGAAUGGACAGAAGCUCCAGGGACCUCAGACUUCUGCUGAAGUGUACCGGAUCCUGAAACAGAAGGGGCUGAUCGACAAGUUCCCGUUGUUUACAGCCGUGUAUCAGAUCUGCUACGAAGGCAAACCCGUGCAAGAGAUGUUGUCUUGUCUCCAGAGCCAUCCAGAGCACGUAUAAAGUGGCUCGUGCGGUGUGCUGGGGACCGUGCUGCCUUUCUUGAUCAGUCUUUUUCGUUCAAAUGGAAACUGGGACUUGGCAAUAUGACGUUCGCUUGACCCUAAUCCCAUCGUGAGUGUGUGUAUGAAUUUUUACCGGUUGGUGUUUGAAUUGCCAGAAGCAGUUCGCCGGCUAAGAUGUGUUGGGCAACAACUAGACACCUGUGUGAACGUGCGUGUCUAUGUUCAUCUCUCAUGCCGUGGAUGUUUCUAUGAACCAAAAUUAAAGGUCCUUUUUAAAAAUUACUUUUGAAAAUUUCCCACCGUGGUAGCUUUGCAGAUGGGAACUAUCUCAGCUAAAUUUUUUUACAUUGUAUCCAUAUGCAUUUGAGCGAAGGGAUUUUUUUUUCCUCAUCAUCUUCAUGUUAAGACCGAACCAGCAUUAACGUGGUAGAAUGGAGGAGUGAGCGUGUUCAAAGAUCAACAUACUGUAACUCAAACUCUAGCUCAAAGCCAGCAUAGUUAACUACUUCGAUUGUGGGUUGAUUCUCUUUUGACAAUUAGAUACUUCUAAUGAGGUGAUCCACUUAAUGUAUCUCCCCCUUGCUGCAGUUCUCUGCAUUUUUAGCCCCUUUUCUCUUCCCUGGCUGCCAGAAUGUGCUUCCUUUCAUAAAGGCUUAGCAGUGGCGGAAGGCAGAAAAUGCAUUGGGGAUUUUCCUGCUGUGACUGACCCGUUCUUCUGAUUAAUGACCCUUGUUUGAUGCUUUUUGUUAGGCAGACCUUUGUGCAAACAUUUCCUCUAAGCCUCACAGAUCCACUGAGAGGGGGCUUCUGUUAUUCGUCUUUUGAGUUGCAGUCCCGUGCCCUGGUCACCUGGCGAGUGGGGGCCGAGCUGGGAGUCAAGUCCAGCGUCCCCCCCACCCCAGCAAGGUGCCCAGACCUCAGGCAUCACCGGGCUGGAAGACCUGCAGCUAACUGGUUGUGGCAGAUGCCAUGUGCAGCCUUUGCUGAGAUUCUAGCAGGGCUUUCUGCCGCUGACAUGUGCGUGGGGCAUUGUCUAGAUGCAUGCCACUCAAAGCGCGGUCCUCAUUCCAUCAGCUUCACUUGGAGCCUCUUAGAAAUGCAGGUUCCCAGGCCCCACCCCAGGCACUGAAGCGGGGUAAGGUAUCUAUGCUUCAGUCUGCCUUCCAUGUGUUUCUGAUGCUCACUACAAUUUGAGAACCACUACUUGAGAAAUCCUACCCAGAUCGGCACUUCUCAAACCAUGCUCCACGGGAAGUGAGCGUCCUGGGAUCGCGGGUUGUUCAGGUGUUCCCUGGCAAGGUCAAGUGUGUUUGGGGAAAGCUGCCCGUGCACAUCCCUCUUGAAGGUGGACAAUGCACGUCAGUGUGUCAGCGGAACUUCUCUAACCCGGCAGGUCUCGAACACAUUCUAGACUACGGAGGUGUUUUUGGCAAAGAAACUUGCCGAGUUUUCAAGGGAACGCUGUUCGAGGCUGGGGUGACCUGAGGACAGCUCCAGUGUACCCUUCACUCCCUGCAAAAGUUAGGAUGAAUAGCCACCUACCUGUGGUGGUGUUAGCCCCGAGCUUUUACAGUUCAGGCCUGCCGCGACUGUUGGAUGAAGCUUUAUUUAAGGUGACACUGUCAGUACAACAGGUAGAUGUCAACCUCGCUGAAACGCACAUUAUGUCAAAUAAGUGCUUUUAAUUCUAGAAUUAGAAUGGGAAUCACUGUAUCUUCUCAAAUGAGACUGAUUUCAGGAUAGCAUUAUAGUUACCUUACAUAGCACUUGGUAAGUGUUAAGGGAACGUAUGAAUGUCACUUACAUAUUCAUGGAUUUUCAGUCACUUUGUAGGAUUCUGACUUUUUUUUUUUUUUUCUUUCAGUUUGGGGCUUUUUCCCUUCAAUACCUGAAAUGACCGUAGGAUAGAUUUUUGUGGGAAUUUUAAAAACUCAAUCCAAAGCAUUUUGGGGGGCAUUUUAAAUCCCUGUACACAGAAGUAUAUGAAAGCACACAAAAUCUACAAAUUUUAUUGAUUUUAGUGCCACUGUUAAGUCAAUCAAUUAUUGCUUGUCUCAUGAUUACUCUUUUUUAAAAUUUGUACAUAGGUAACAAAGAGUUACUUUUUAAGAUACGUAAAGGGCUGUAAGCUAAUCGUGGUGUCUAUUAAGUAGGAUAAUUAGAUGUGAGGAGUUAGGAUUUUGUCUUACGUAUAUUCUCAUCUGCAUUCGGCUUCCUAAUCUGGGUUUUGUACUUGAUGGUUUUUUUCUUUACGAAUGUUCUCUCACUGAUCUGAAGUCUGCCGACUGUACCUCUUGAACAUACUUACAAUAUUCUGCACAUUAUGGAAAAAGACAAAUUUUAUAAGUUUGUGCUCUGCUAACUGUAGAUAUUUAUUACUCUACGAGUUAUCUAUUUUUGUAACCACCUGUGGUCCAUCAUUUAUUUUAAUUCUCAUUUCUUACUAAUUAUGGUAAUAGGGAGGGAGACAUCUAGAAGAAAAGCUUAAUUUGUUCAGCCAAUCUGUGAAUGUAAAAACUACACUGUUGCCUUGCUAUAAUCCAGCCUACUAUCAUGUGGAACAAAUAUCUGUCUUGAAAUCCAUCCUAGCAGGUGGAGUUCAGCUAAACUGGUUUAUCAUUCAGCUCGUAACUAAAACCUGGCCCCAUGGCAUCGGCCCGCGGAGGGAUGAGGCGCCCGUGUACAGAGGGAUCUUUCGUUUUUCCACCACUUCUAAUCCGAGAGCCUUUUACUUACGUGCGUACUAUAUCUGUUUACAGACUGUAGGUGGAUAUAAUUUAAAAGCUUGAUUUAAUAAACAUUUAAUGACCCAA